GGAAGCUGACGCAUGGUUUUUGCUGUGAGAAGGAUCUCGCUGCUUCCCGCCUGGGACCCGGAGCCUGUUCCUUUUCGCAUUCUCUCAGGGGCCAUCAGUACGCGGGAGUGCAGUCUCGGAGCAGACAGCUGUCAGGAUAUUCAAUUAUACAGCAUUGUGAACUCUAUGGCUUCUACCUGGGAAAAGAUUAGAGACUUUUAUGACUGGGCAGUGGAAAAUGGAGACAAGAGGACUGACCCCUGGUUCCUGGUUUACUCACCCAUUCCCAUUAUUGUGACCUUCAUAGUCUACCUUCUAAUCUGCACAUAUGGACCAAAGUACAUGAGAAGUCGAGAACCAUUCAAUCUGAAAUAUGUACUACUUGUUUACAAUUUCUCCUUAGUUGCUAUCUCAGCGUACAUUUUUUGGGAGUUCCUGGUGACUUCAAUUCGUGCAAACUACAGCUAUCUUUGUGAGCCUGUGGAUUACAGCAACAGUGAGCUUGGAUUGAGGAUGGCAAAUGUCUGCUGGUGGUUUUUCUUCUCUAAAGUCAUUGAACUGAUGGAUACGAUAUUUUUCAUUCUGAGGAAAAAGUACAAUCAGAUCACAUUUCUUCAUGUUUAUCACCAUGGUACAAUGAUUUUCAACUGGUGGGCUGGAGUGAAGUAUGUACCAGGGGGCCAGUCCUUCUUCAUCGGCUUGUUGAAUUCCUUUGUUCAUAUUGUGAUGUACCUAUACUAUGGAAUUGCUGCAAUGGGACCACACAUGCAGAAGUAUUUGUGGUGGAAGCGUUAUCUCACCAUGCUUCAGCUGGUAGGUUUGCUGUAUGUUUGUACUGUGAGAUUUUCUGUGGGGUUUUCAUUAUACAAGUGA
Molecule: messenger RNA, 852 nt
Organism: Rhincodon typus (whale shark)
Lineage: Eukaryota; Metazoa; Chordata; Chondrichthyes; Orectolobiformes; Rhincodontidae
Gene: elovl8b
Product: ELOVL fatty acid elongase 8b
Exons: 7
Coding region: 13-852 (279 amino acids)
Biological process (GO): fatty acid elongation, polyunsaturated fatty acid; sphingolipid biosynthetic process; very long-chain fatty acid biosynthetic process
Cellular component (GO): endoplasmic reticulum membrane
Molecular function (GO): fatty acid elongase activity
Source: RefSeq, a predicted model, not a curated record